GCUAAGCAAAUCCAAAAAAAAAGCGCGGCCCGAGCGCUGGGGGAACGACUAUCCAAGCCUCCGCAAUCCGCGUUACGUCUCGGCUUCGCGGCUCCUGACCUCCUACCUCUUCCCCGGUCUUCUCAGAGGUCCAGGCUCGACCUCGAUGGACGUCACGGCUCACCUGAAGUCUUUGCUGCUGGCCAUCAGCCAGUACAAGGCAGUCAAGUCUGAGGCGAACACUAACCAACUCCUGCGGCAUUUGGAGGUCAUUUCUGGUCAGAAACUUACUCGAUGGUUUACACCAAACCAGGUAUUACCUAGUGAAUGCCUGAGCUGCCUUGUAGAGCUCCUUGAAGACCCAAAUUUAAAUACUUCAUUAACUUUAAACAUCAUCAAUCUGUUAUCUCAACUAGCUCUAGACAGUGAUACCAGAGAGUGGCUCCAGAACACUUAUAAUCUGAAUAGUAUCCUGGGAGGAGUGGUGUAUCGGAACAGUACUGUCCAUAGUGACUCAGUAUCAUUGCAGUGCCUUCAACUCCUGCAGAAGCUGACCUACAAUGUCAAAGUUUUCCAUUCUGGUGCCAAUUUUGAUGAAUUAAUUACAUUCCUGAUAGGUCAUAUUCAGUCUCCUGAAGAUGAAUUAACGAUGUCUUGUCUAGGACUCUUGGCAAAUCUUUGUCGGCACAACUUAUCUGUUCAAACUCAUAUAAAGUCUUUGAGUAAUGUGAAGGCCUUGUAUCGUACUCUCAUAAGCUUUUUGGCUCACAGUAGUUUAACUGUGGUUGUGUUUGCACUCUCAGUAUUAUCAAGUCUUACAUUAAAUGAAGAGGUUGGAGAAAAGCUAUUCCAUUCUCAAAACAUUCAUCAAACUUUUCAGUUAAUAUUUAAUAUUCUUGUAAAUGGUGAUGGUACAUUAACCAGAAAGUAUUCAGUUGACCUACUUAUGGAUCUUCUCAAGAACCCUAAAAUUGCGGAUUGUCUCACCAGAUAUGAGCACUUCAGUUCAUGCCUUAAUCAAGUAUUAGGUCUUCUUCAUGGGAAGGAUCCUGAUUCUUCUUCAAAGGUUUUAGAAUUACUUCUUGCUUUCUGUUCAGUGACACAACUACGCCAUGUUCUUAGUCAGGCAGUUUUUGAAUCAUCUACUUCUGUUAACACAAGACUGGGAAACCAUCCUAAAUCUUUAGAACCAGCAGUUGCUCUGUUACGUUGGUCAAACCAGCCCUUGGAAGGAUCAGAAAACUGUUCUAUUCUAGCAUUAGAAUUGUUCAAGGAGAUAUUUGAGGAUGUCAUAGAUUCUGCCACCUGUUCCUCUACUGAUCGUUUUCUAGUCCUACUGUUGCCCAGUGUUCUUGACCAGCUUCAGUUUACAGAACAGAAUCUUGAUGAUCUAUUGACAAGGAAAAAAUGUGAAAGAAUAGCUAAGGUUAUUGACAUUUUGCUGACUUUGUGUGGAGAUGAUACAUUAAAAAUGCAUGUUGCUAAACUAUUAACUACCCUUAGAUGUACAACUCUAAUAGAACAGCAAUUUUCAUGUAGCAAGAUUGACAUUGAGUUUGGUACGAAGGUAGCAGAUUCUGAACUUUGUAAACUUGCUGCAGAUGUCAUUUUGAAAACACUUGAUCUUAUGAAUAAACUUAAAGAGUUGAUUCCUGGUAUGGAAGUCACUUUCUACAAAAUCCUUCAGGAUCAACGUUUGGUUACUCCUUUAGCUUUUGCCUUGACAUCAGAGAACAGGGAACAAGUACAAUGUGGACUUGGACUUUUACUGGAAGCUGCACCAUUACCAGACUUCCCUGCCAUUGUCCUUGGUGAAAGUAUUGCAGCAAACAAUGCAUAUAGACACCAGGAAGGAGAGCAUAUGUACAAAAGAAUCCAUGUGCAGUCAGUAACUCCAGCUCUUUCCUCAUCUCUAAAGGGCUCAGCUUCUCAUCUUUCAAAUGAUAGUAUCCCUGGUUUAAACAUUCAAGAGCUAAUACAGAAACUUCAGACAGGAAUGGAGAUGAAGGAUCGGAUGCCUGAUGUGAGAAUAUCUGACAUAAUGGAUGUCUAUGAAAUGAAAUUGUCUACAUUGGCAUCCAAAGAAAGUAGGUUACAGGAUCUUUUGGAAGCAAAAGCCUUAGCCCUUGCACAGGCUGACAGAUUGAUUGCUCAGUACCGUUGUCAAAGAACCCAAGCUGAAUCAGAAGCGAGGACCCUUGCUUCUAUGUUGAGAGAAGUUGAACGAAAAAAUGAAGAGCUUGGAUUGUUACUGAAAUCGCAGCAGGUUGAAUCAGAACGGGUCCAGAGUGAUAUUGAGCAUCUUUUCCAACAUAAUAGGAAGUUGCAAACUGUGGCUGAAGAACAUGAAGUGCUGAAAAAAUCCUAUGUGGAACUUGUUCAGAGGAGUGAAACUUUUGAAAGGAAGAAUAAAGAUUUACAGGUCACAUGUGAUUCUUUAAACAAACAAAUUGAAACAGUGAAAAAAUUGAAUGAAUCACUCAAACAACAAAAUGACAAAACAAUUGCUCAAUUAAUGGAAACAGAAGAGCAAAGAAAAGAAAUACAGAAUCAGCUAGUGGAGAGAGAAUGUAUAAUAGCAAACUUACAACAAAAAACAAAAACACAAGAGGACAAAAUGAGAACUAUGCAAAAAGAAGGAGAAGACAGGGAAGAAACUAUUGAAAUUCUGAGAAAAGAAUUAAAUAGAACGGAGCAAACAAGAAAAGAAUUAAGCAUUAAGGCUUCCUCCCUGGAGGUUCAAAAGGCACAACUGGAAAGUCGUUUGGAAGAAAGAGAGACUCUGGUAAAACAGCAACAAGAGGAGCUGAAUAAGCACUCUCACAUGAUAGCAAUGAUCCACAGCUUGAGUGGUGGAAAAUUGAGUCCAGAGACAGUGAACCUCAGCCUUUAGAGCUCAGACCAAUGGCUUAUGGUCUUGCGUGUGUGUAUGUAUGUGUAUGUAAUUUAUCUUGUCGUCUUCCUUGACCCCUCCCAAAAGAAGUCAGUAAUGACUUUACAAUGACAAGGAAAAUUAUUAACUCUUUUCAAUCUAGUAAAGAACUUGAUAUAAUCCAUGUGUAUAAUGUUUGGCCUUUUGAAUGGAGCAAAUGAAAACAUUUCUCAGAUGAUUUUUAUCCUGACCAAAUUGAGAGAUAUCAUGGCAUAGUGGAUAGAGGACUGGACUUGGAAAGACCUGAGUUCAGGUCCUACUUUUGACAUACAUGAGCUAUGUGACCUCAGACAAGUUUCCUAACCUCUCAAUGCUCUCCCAUUCAUAGAAUAUGAAUUAUAAGCAAAUUGCCAAUCUAUAACAGCUUUCCACUGGUGAAAUUAUAGGUCUGGAGCAAAAAAAAAAAAAAAUUGACUGGAUACAGUAAAUGCUAUUUUGAUUCAGAGUACUUUUCUUUCUGUAGUUUUAAAUACAUUGCUCUAAAUCCAAUUUAAACACAUGUCUUUAAUUCAAGUCAAGGUAUAUAAAGUCAAAAUAUCUUAGAAUUUUAGCCAAAUUAGAUGCAUUUGAGCAAUUCAUAAAUUAUACAUUAACUUAACAUUAAAAAUAUAAUAAACAUAUAUGUAUAUACACAUACAUAUAUGUAUGUUAACAUACAUAUAUGUAUAACUUUUAAACAUAUAGUAUCAUUGAUAUUUACAAUAAGGUACUUUGAAAAGUACUCUAUAUAUGUAUGCUGUGUUGUUCUUUGUGAAUAUACAUAGAAUUUGUAUUUUAAAUAUAUAUGUGUAUAUAUGUGUGUGUAUAUAUAUUUUUUUAUUUAUUACAUGCAAAAAACAGAAUCAUUUUUGACCAGGAUUUUGCCCAAGACCUAGGGGGAAAAAAAGUCCAAAAUAUUAGGAAGAAUCAAUCAUUGAGCUUUAGCAGAAUUUAAAGGAUUAACUAGCCCAAUAUCCUCUACUACUCUGGGUUUAACUCUUACACUAUUAUACUUUUAACUCUAAUAUUUCUGAUCAGUUUCCCUGAGUUUUUCCCAUUUCAGUCAGAGUUAUAUCUGAACCUUAUAAGAUGACAGUCGCCUAUUUCUGUAGAUUUUCACGAACAGGUGCCACAUCCUUUUUAGGUAGACUAUACAGGUUUUCCAUGUGCCAUAAUUUAACCGCAUUCCUUCUGGUUGUCUUUUCAUUAGGUGAAUGUAAACUUUUAAUAUGUAUAAUAUUAGUCCUUCCUUAUUGUCCCCUCCUCACAUCUUUCUGAUUGUUUAUUCCUUGUUAAGUUUUUCACUUCUUUUUUUAGAGACCAAGAAAAACACCUCAAAAUUAUGUUGGUUUUUGUGUUAUGACCUGAUGUAACAUCAACCAAAUAAGACAUUGGUUUUAGCCAAAAACAGUUUUGUUUUGCAUUUCUUAACAUACAGGCUUCAGUUUUACAAAUAUUUUCUUAACAGUAAUAUUUUUAAUAUUUUUAAACAAUUAGCUAAACUUUUUUUUUUUUAACUCUAAACUUUCCUCUUUUAUUCCUAUACAAAUAACUACAGAUUCUUCCAUGUUUUCAGUGGUUAUGUAAUGAAAACAUUUGCAAAAACUAUUAGUAGAUUGGCAAUACCCAAAUUGAUUGAAAAAUGUUUCCUGGUCAGAAAACAAACAAACAAACCUUAGUAAUGACUUUCUUGUCAGUAUUUGAACUAAUAACACAAAAUUUCUUUACCUUCUAAUAAUUUUUUUCACUGUAAAGCAACCUCAUUUUAGUCUUUAAAAGAUAAGAUUUUUUUUUUUUUUCCCAAUGUGACAUUUCUCUUUGGCACUCUCAUUCUUUUGGUUUGUGUAUAUUAGAAUUUAAGAAACACUCAGUAAAGACAUCAUAGCAGCAAAAAAUAAUGAUUCAAUUUAUGCUUUAUGAUUCUAUUUGCAUGAAUAUUGUGAAGACUCAUAUUUUUAGAAGAGGUUCUGUCUUAGUUAGAAACCCUAGUAAAUGAAAAAUGUCUUUUAAUUUUCUCUUGUCUUGCUUUAGAUACCAGACACUAAGCCUUGAUUUUACUCACCUGCCAAUAAUCAGGGUUAAUGCUGUUAAGUAUUAUGCUUGAAAAUAAAUGUGUAACUAUAAUCAUAAUUAUUUAUUUUACUAAUUGUUCAUUCCUGUUGUACAUAGAGGGUGGUAUUUAAGUUCUUUUUUUUUUUUUUAAAGAAUAGACUCAAAUCACAAAACUUAUUAGCAUUUUUCUUAAAUCCUUUCUUACUCUAGAGAUAUGAAAAUUUAAUUAAUCCUUAAUUUGAGGCAGUUAUUUUUAGAGUGGCAUAUUUAUUCCUUUUAGCUCCUUUUUCAUGUCUUGGAACUCCACUUCCUGAUCUGAAAUGGGGACCCAGCAGACACUGAUAAAACAUGUGUCUGACCACAGUUUAUUUCAGGGAACCCUUGUCAUUUCCUUGUGGUAACCCUGAAGUUCCAUGAAAUAAUGUGAAAAGCAAUUGAUUAGUUGGCAAAUAGGAAUGCAUACAAGGAAAAGUUUCUUAGCCUACCUGUUGACUAGAUUGUGACACUAUGGCUGAAUUAUUGCAAAAAUCAUUUUCUUGCUUUAAACAGGCUCCGUAUGUUUCAGGUUCUCUAUCCUUGCUAUACUGUAGUUGGAAUUCCAGGCAUAAAAAGCAUUGUAGAAGAGUUCCAAAACAUCAGAAUUUUAAAACCUCUGACGUGGAUCACAGUCUUUCUCUUUUCCUAUAGUUAGUGAAAUACAGUAAUAAAUUUUUAAUCAAGAUGCUGAGAAAUUGAUACCAGGGAAUUUGCAGGGUUUAGAAGUUUCUUUCAAAAAGUCAGUUGGGAUGCAAUUCAGUGAUAACAAGGCUCCAUUAUAUCUUUCAGAUGUAUGUUUAUUUUCAUGGGCUAUAUGCGAUCCUAAAUAUCAGCUUCACUUCAUACAAGCUGAAAUUUGCUCCCAUUGGGGAUGGCUUUUUGGUGCUCAAAUCAAUAGACUUUAAUCAUAUCGCUUCACAAGAAUUUCAUUAUGUUUUGGCAAUAUUUGUAUGUCUCCAUUAAAUCUGUGAUUGAAAUUGUGUUUCCAUCAGGCAUUUUGUAGUAGUGUUUAUAAAAACUGCUGACUUGAAGGUAGAUGUUAAGUUUAUAGAUAAUAUGCCAGAUAAAUGAUACUGAAAUGUUGAAGAGAAAAUUAAAUGUUUUAUAGAAAGAGAACAUUUCAGAAGUUCAUAUCAAGUUUAAUGUUCUCUUUUCAGGAAAAGUUUUAUACAACAGAUUGAUUUGAUCUAGCUAUUCAAUCACUGACUAGGAUUUUUCCUUUUUUAGAUAUUUUUUACCCAACUAAAUAACAUCUAAUUCAUUCUGCAUUAUUCUCUGACCUCUUCCUGAAAUGUUGUAUCUUAGGGAGAAAAGAAGAGCAUGACAGUUUCAUCAGCUCACCUUUAAGCCUUAAAGCUUUGUUUGAAUUUGAAAACUAUAACUUACAAAAUUAGAGGUAUUUGGGUUUUUUGGGUUUUUUUGAUAUCCUUGAGGUCACUGACUUUUAGUAUAGUAUCUGUCACAGCAGUGUACAUGCUAGGAUCUUUCUAUCUCUGUUACUUAUCCAUGCACAGUAAAUAAGUCUACAGAUCCACAUAAACUAUUAAUGUGUAGGUAAACAAAUGUGGUUGAGACUAGAAAAUUUUAAAAAGAUUUAAAACCAAACCCACAACUAAAACUAGAAUUAAGAGCAUAACUGUAGUUCACUUUGUUGGGAUGCAUACUAGCUAACCAAUUGUAACAGUAGUCCAUUAACACUAAUUAGAGGGAAAAAGUUGGGACUAGUAUUUCACUCCUUGCUCUCCAUACUUCCAUAGAAAACUUCUGUACUAGCACUGUGUAAUAAUAGCCUGUUUCAAUAAACAUGAUCUUCAAAUGUUUCA
This is a messenger RNA of Antechinus flavipes (yellow-footed antechinus), 6801 nucleotides long. RefSeq names its product cellular inhibitor of PP2A (gene CIP2A). Lineage: Eukaryota; Metazoa; Chordata; Mammalia; Dasyuromorphia; Dasyuridae. The record is from RefSeq and is a predicted model, not a curated record. The transcript is spliced from 21 exons. Bases 146 to 2872 code for a protein of 908 amino acids.